AUGCUUAUAUUAACUGUUGGUAUAGCAAUAAGUGAAAUAAUAUAUGGAAUUCGUGAUCAAUCACAAUUACUUAUUGCUGAUGGACUUUUUUCAUUUGCUGAAGGUAUUGCAUUAGUUGGUUCAUUAAUUGCAUUACGUUAUGCAAAAGCUGAACGUUUACACUCAAAAAAUACUUUUGGAUGGGCACGUUUAGAAAUACUUGCUGGUUUAUUACAAGAGGUUCUACUUAUGUCACUUUCACUUUCAAUUAUAGUUGAUGCUGUUAAUAAAUUAAUUAAUCCAAAUCAUAUUGAAAAGGCAUUUGCAAUGAUCUUUUUAGGUUCAGCUGGAGUAUUUAUUGGUUUAUUGGGAUUAUUUUUAUUUCGUGGUUACGAUCAUGAUCAUAAUAUUGGACACGAAAUCGUUGAACAAAAGAAAAAUGAUUUUGUUCGUAGUGUCUAUACAACUUUGCGUAAUCUUGAUAUGAAUAGUGAAAACAUAAAUGAUUCAUUAACGCGACAAACAAGUACAUCAAAUCCACAACCUAUUGUUAUACCUGAAUUAGUUGUUACUGAAUCAACAACAAAUACUAAUACUACCAUUAUUACUCCUAGUACAGCUACUACUAGUAUUACUACUACUACUAAUAAUAAUAAUAAUGUGGAACAAGGAAAACAAUCAAAGCAAAAUUUAGUUUUACCAUCAUUAAAUGAUACAUAUCAAAGUGCAUUUAUUACUUCGAAAAUGACUGAUUCAAUAACAGAUGAUCGUAUUAGUGAUAGUAGUGAACAACAGUUACGUGUACCUGUUGAAUUUAGACGAACGAGAAGUCGAAGUGGUGAUUCCAUAAUAUCAUCGAUAUCGUUUCUCAAUCACGAUGAUUCUGUUCUUGAAGAUGAAUUUCAAAAAUCACGUGUUUAUGCAACAUUACAUGCCCUUUGUUUACAUUCAUUGGCAGUUCUUCUCGAAUCUUUAAUUGUAUUAUUUUCUGGUUUAUUAAAUGAAUUUAUUCCACAAAAAGAUAUAAAUGAUAAACAAAUAAAUUUAUGGUUGAAAUAUGUUGAUCCAUCAUUAACCUUAGUUAUGGUAAUAAUUAUUGCUAUUAAAGCUAUUCCUGUUAUAUGGUCACUUGGUAAUAUUCUUGUUGAAGCUGUUCCAUCGGGUAUAAAUACACGUCAAUUAAUUCAAACAAUAAUGAAAACAAUUCCACAAAUACGUGCUGUACAUAGUGUUCAUGUUUGGAGAGCCACAGCUCGAGAUGUUUUUGCAACAUUACAUGUUGUAUGUGAUGAAGAUUUAUCAUUGAGUACCUGUACAGAUUUAUUUGGACGGCAAUUACAACGAAUAUUUGAAACACAUUGUAUACGUCAUUUUACAUUACAAUAUGAAUAUAUUGAACCGGGUGGAAAUAUAAAUAAAUGUGCAUAUGGUACUCGUCGAAGACAUCGUGGUCAUCAAUCGACUUCAGAAGAUAAUGAUAAUAUAAUGGGUCAAUCACAGAUUGAUUUACGUGUCAAUCCAUUUAAAACGAAUUUCAUCGAUUCAUUACGAAGAUCUGUUUAA
This is a messenger RNA of Rotaria sp. Silwood2, 1542 nucleotides long. Lineage: Eukaryota; Metazoa; Rotifera; Eurotatoria; Philodinida; Philodinidae. The record is from the annotation of a GenBank genome assembly.